Chanos chanos (milkfish) is the source of this 648-nucleotide messenger RNA. It is a transcript of the gene cyb5d1, whose product is annotated as cytochrome b5 domain containing 1. Bases 1 to 648 code for a protein of 215 amino acids. Lineage: Eukaryota; Metazoa; Chordata; Actinopteri; Gonorynchiformes; Chanidae. The transcript is spliced from 4 exons. The record is from RefSeq and is a predicted model, not a curated record. Gene Ontology annotation, biological process: cilium movement.
AUGCCGCGACCGAAAUAUUUUACACCAAAUGAAGUAUCUCUGCACAACACGCCUGGAGAUUUGUGGGUGUCGUACCUGGGCAAAGUAUAUAACUUAACCCCUUUGGCUGAGGAAUACAAAGGGGAUGUUCUUUUGAAGCCAAUCCUAGAAUGCGCCGGCAAGGAUAUCACUCAUUGGUUUGACCCAAAGACCAAAGAUAUUCUGACCCACACUGACCCCCUAACUGGCUGUGUAAAGUACUACACCCCUAGGGGGCGCUUUGUGCAUGUGCCCCCUCCCUUCCCAACCACUGACUGGGCCAACGAUUUUGGGAAGCCAUGGUGGCAGGACAGUCGCUACGAGGUAGGGCUGCUCUCUGCCAAGACGCGCUGGAUCCGAAUUAUCAACACACUUACCUCCCAGGAACAGAAACUGGAGGUCUGUUCUGAGGAAACCUUGGAGGAGAUUCUACAGCGUUACCUACUCUACAAUUCACACGCUAAGAGCUACACCUGGAAGCACAAUGGGUUCGACUUGGAUAUGAGCAAGACCUUAAGCGAGAACGGUAUUCCAGAUGAGGAUGAGGAAUUCUACAAGACACGCUUGGACUGUGACCGCUUCUCCCAGUCCGUUUGCCUGUACUUCAAUGACGACCUCACUGAAUUCUGA